Cooperia oncophora is the source of this 564-nucleotide messenger RNA. Lineage: Eukaryota; Metazoa; Nematoda; Chromadorea; Rhabditida; Trichostrongylidae. The record is from the annotation of a GenBank genome assembly.
AUGUCAUCGAGCACGUUCACAUGCCUGAAACAGAACGGGUACAGCUUCUUCAUCGCUCGUGCUUGGGAAAGCGUUGGAAACUACGAUGAGACAGGAAUCCAGAAUAUCAAGAACGCCCGAGCAGCCGGCUGGGAAUACGUCGAUGCCUACAUUUUCCCUUGCCUGAAGAGUACAUGCGCUGCUCCAGCGGCUCAGGUCGAAGCCACAGUCAAUCGUCUCAAAUCGGAAGGAGCACAGUUUGGCAUGAUCUGGCUGGAUAUUGAGAUUUACGCUUGGCCAAAUGAUCAGAAUUACAACAGGAACUUCAUUACUGCUAUGGGCAACCAACUUAAUUCUAUGGGUGUUAAUUGGGGAAUUUACACCAACAACAACAACUGGGGCAGCAUUGUCGGUAUCAACUGGAAUCAAUGGGCAAGCCGACCACUCUGGUGGGCCAACUACAAUGGACAUCAAGACUACACCAAUUUCGUGCCAUUCGGUGGAUGGUCAAAGCCAUCUAUUCAUCAGUAUGCCGGUGAUUACAAGGGACCCUGCGGUGUCGAUCUUGAUCUUAACUGGUAUUGA